Messenger RNA from Paramecium octaurelia, 574 nucleotides. The record is from the annotation of a GenBank genome assembly. NCBI's taxonomy places the organism in Eukaryota, Ciliophora, Oligohymenophorea, Peniculida, Parameciidae.
AUGUAUAGGAAUCUCACUUCUAACAAUACAAGAACUACAGCUAACCUGCUUGGUUUGAAGUAUUUGUUGAAGGAUUUUUCGGAUGUACCCACUAAGAAGUUCACAAAAUUGAGUGCUGAUGAAGUUAACCAAAUUCUUAGCAUUCAUGAGUUGAACUCGAAUUGGACUUUUGUAAAUCUUAUAUUUAUAGUUAGAAUGUCAGUAGUUUAGGUCGUAAAUACUAGUUUCAGAAUUUUUAAGAUUCUUUCAGUUUUAUGGCAUAGGUUUCUCAAAUAGCUGAAGAGAUGAAACGUAAUUAUUAUAAAAAAUUGUAGAUUAUCCAAAAUGGUACAACAAGAAUGGACUUGUCACAAUCGAUCUCACAACCAAUGAGGUCAAAGGUGUAACAUUCAAGGACGUACUACUGGCCUACACAUCUGAUCAUAUAUCUUAGAUUAUUCAAUAGAAUCAUAGUAAUUCUAUUUUUGAUAAUUGCAACAUCCACGUUGAAAACCUUAUCCAAUAGUGGAAUCACAAUUAUCAAAAGGGUCAAGAACUUAACCAAGUAAUUGACAAAUCUGUGAACUUCUUAUGA